Exaiptasia diaphana is the source of this 1126-nucleotide messenger RNA. Its product is annotated as ephrin-B1. Gene Ontology annotation, molecular function: ephrin receptor binding. NCBI's taxonomy places the organism in Eukaryota, Metazoa, Cnidaria, Anthozoa, Actiniaria, Aiptasiidae. Gene Ontology annotation, biological process: axon guidance; ephrin receptor signaling pathway. Gene Ontology annotation, cellular component: plasma membrane. The record is from RefSeq and is a predicted model, not a curated record.
UAGUGCGUCGCAAUAAACAAGCUUUACCGUGACUAAACCAGCGUGCGAGCAGUCUGUGCUUCGAUUAUGACUUUUUGAAAGACCUCCAAGAUCAAUGGACUUCGUUUAUAUUGUCAUUUUCCUUGCUUUUUGUCGAGUUGCGAACUCAACGAUAUAUCGUUCCAUAAUCUGGAGUCCUGAAAAUCCAGUCUUUAAAGAGACCAAGCUUAGAUGCGUCUUACCGAGGUCGAUGCAGUACUUUCUAUGUCCCAGUCUCUCUCUGAUUGUCACCGACAGAGAGCAACAACCGAAGAAAGAAAACUUGUAUGAAAACAUUUGGUUGGUAGAUCAACAUUCCUAUAAAACCUGCAAAGUKGGUAACACAUCGAAACUGUUGAAAAAGUGCAGCACCCCCCUGACUUUGUCACGGUUUGAUAUCCUGUUCCUUGAUAUGCAUCCAUUAUCAGGGGGGCUGGAGUUUAAGUUUGGCAAGAGUUAUUAUAUUAUUGAUACCAGUCAUUACGUUGCGUCCAUUGAAGUGUUUUAUCGUCUUGGAUUAGCAAUACUGGGCCUCGUCUGCGUUGUAUUCAUAGCGUCCACUCUCUAUCUGGCCAUACGACUUUACAAAUUCACUAAACUCCAUUCAGACUGUAAGAAAUACACCGCACAAUUAACACGUCCAUGCAAUGGRUCURCGGCUCAAUCACCUAMUGACUCUGAAGUCGUUCUGAUAACAUGUACGACGCCGGAAAACACGUGAAACUUGAUUUCUACAGACGGGCAUUCAAAUACGCAUUCAUUCAUGUUCAUUUAGUGCAAAGGGUGGGCGUAAGAUCACGUGCAUCAAAAAUAUCCGAGUAGCUUAGUUGCUGCUAUUAAGCUCGGGAUCCMSUUGGACACAGGGAGCCCGAAUGUCGAAGAGAUUUUCAACCGAUAUUCGCGGCAUAKACUGGUCAGCAUGAAAUGUUGUUGAGACAGUAACCGCUUGUAAAUACCGCUCGUCAUAAAUGGACGUCAAUUGUCUUACAGUGAAUUUUAGAUCUGGUCUAUGCCUCAGGGCAUGACUCAGUGCGCAAUAUUUAUAACUCAUUUGUUACUUACAUAAUUUUGUAGCUUUUUUAAGCGAAUAAAAUAGUUCCUAGCAAGA